This is a messenger RNA of Drosophila eugracilis, 1414 nucleotides long. It is a transcript of the gene Dph4, whose product is annotated as DPH4 homolog. Lineage: Eukaryota; Metazoa; Arthropoda; Insecta; Diptera; Drosophilidae. Gene Ontology annotation, biological process: positive regulation of ATP-dependent activity. The record is from RefSeq and is a predicted model, not a curated record. Gene Ontology annotation, molecular function: ATPase activator activity; ferrous iron binding. The transcript is spliced from 2 exons. The coding region runs from base 813 to 1340 and encodes 175 amino acids.
CUCGAGUUGCAUGCGGCACCCAUGAAAUCGUAUGUGCGUGCGUUCUAAAUUAGAUGCCCGAUGUUCUGCUAUUAAUUAGAAAUAAGUUCCUGUCUUGGGGCAAGUUGUUCGCUCCAUUCCUUUCUCGCCAAUUUCGAAAUUGGGUCAACGUGUGCGAUGCUACAUUCGCCGUCUGCGUUUAUAUUUCUGCUUUUUUUUUUGGCUGCUGCUGCCGAACCAGUUUGUUGACCUUGUUUUUCAGUUUUCCAAGUGCAAUUGGGGCUUGACUUUUGACAAUAUGUGUAUGUCCGACUUUCCUCUUUUAUGAGGAUCGGGAUCUAUGAACUGGGAAUUAUGAUCGGCGGACAUGCAUUGCAUUUACAGCUCUGUUUUGUGUGGAAAUUCAUAUUUUUAUCACCACCUAGCAACACAAAGCACACACACACGCAUUAACACUCCUUCUUGGGGACAUUUCCGUUUUUUCAACAACAAAGGCUUUCAGUGGAUGUGGGUGUGUUUGUGUGCGUGAGAUGGAUAGAGGUGCAGUUAUAUAAAUAUAUAUUGAUUAAAUUAACUGUUAUUUAUUCCGCCAAUAGUAGUGGCGUUCCAUGUAAACAAAAAACAGCUGUUUUAGAGCCUUAGAAGGCAUAGUGUUGGUAAAUGCCACGCCUUUAGAUCGCACAUUUUUUGCUUAGAACUAAGAAUAAACAAUUCACAAAUAUUUGUACUUUAUUAAAACAGUUUUUAUAUUACCUUUAAACUAAGGAACCUUAUAACACCAUCUUGGCAAUAAGAUUUAAGCCAAUGGUCAGAUAACUUUAUCUCUCAAAACUAUGCCCGACUUUUAUGAACUUUUGAAUGUGUCAUCUACGGCCAGUUUCGAAGAGAUUAAAUGCAGCUACAAACAAUUGAUACUACAAUGUCAUCCCGACAAAUUACGGCAUCUCGAUGACCCAGAUCAGGGUUCGGAUGCCAAGAACAGCGACUUCAAUGCGAUAAACGCGGCAUGGAAUACGCUAAAAGAUCCCAUUAAGCGAAAGCACUACGAUGCCGAAUUGCUGCAGUCGAAAUUCCGGGCCCACAGCAACAUCUACGCCACUGUAGAGUUGGAUGAAAUGCAGCUCAUUCAAGUGGAAAUCGAGGAAGAUGACGAGGCACCAAUACCUCCCUACCGAGAUUCUGAAUCCGCAUCCGAGGCAAACAAAGGGCCAGCGACAAUGUGGAGCUAUGCGUACGACUGCCGAUGUGGCGGUCAGUAUCUGUUCGAUGGACCCGGAGACGAUGAGUCACCCGAAGUGAUUGUGGAGUGCAACGAGUGCUCCUUAGUGAUUAUUGUGAAACAUACCAUAACUUGUAAAUAAAGAAAUAAUGGAAGUGCUGUCCAGCACAAUGCUUGUGAUCUAAACUAUUUGAUUAAGAGCCCUGUUAAAAUUAA